AUGGAUGACUCUUUGGUUAUCCCACAUUCUGAGGCUACUUUUGAAUCGACACCUAACUCCUUGACCACUACUAACUUCUCAAAGCUUCAUGCAAUGGGUAAGAUUAUAUCUCCAAAAGUUCCAUACCUAAAGGUGGUGCGCAACAUACUCUCCAUAGCUUGGAAUAUAAUAGAUUUUGUUGGUAUUGCCCAAUGUGGUCUGCCUCUAACUAACAUCUUCAACUUUACCUUUGAGCAUGAGGUCGACAAAAAGUGGGUUCUUGACAGACGCCCUUGGUGUAUUAAUGGUGAGUAUCUCAUUAUUAAAGAAUGGAAAGCUGACUGCUCUUCCUCAGAAGACUACUUUCAUACAACUUAUUUUUGGGCACAAAUCCAUAGCUUACCAAGUGAGUAUAUCAUUCCCAUUAAUGAUAAAUCAUUGUGCGAAAUGAUGGGGAAUAUAGUUAGCAUUGAUUACAAUGGGAAUGGUCUACCUAAUUGGGCCAAGAGACUGGGCAUUAAUGUUGAAUUGAUUAUUAGUGAGCCUUUUUUUCCUGGCUUCUUUCUGAAGAUCAAACAAGGAAAAUCAAUAUGGAUUCAAAUCAAGUAUGAGAGAUUUGAUGCCUUCUGCUUUCACCGCGGGAAGUUGGAUCACAAGAAGUCCAAUUGCACCUUGACACACCCUCUGCAUAUCGCCCCCUGA
Molecule: messenger RNA, 681 nt
Organism: Humulus lupulus (European hop)
Lineage: Eukaryota; Viridiplantae; Streptophyta; Magnoliopsida; Rosales; Cannabaceae
Exons: 1
Coding region: 1-681 (226 amino acids)
Source: RefSeq, a predicted model, not a curated record